CGAUCGCGCCCUCCCGCCAAGCUGGAAUCCUACGUGAGCCCGCCACUCUCCCCACUCGCGCAUUGGUCUUUCGACCUCGAUCCAGUGCAUGGGGGUAUGGAUGGCGAGAUCCGGCGCAUGAAGCAGCAUGAUCUUCACACCCACUUUGCGACCAGAGCUGGCAUGUCCCGCCGCGCGGCGGAUCGCUUCAGACAGACUGGGGUGCCAUCCGCACGGGGAGAUCCCUCUCAGACUGCCGGGCGUCCUCGAGUGCCAACGUACAUAGACUAUGGAUACACCGAUACUUCCUUUCAGGGCGGUUCGCUGCAGGGGGAUGAGUUGCAAUCAUACACACCGACGUUGCGCGACCAACAGCGCCAGCAUCAGCCGGUACACCAGCCGUUAGCUCCUUAUGACUCCGAGAUGGUAUACAACCUCAGCCAGCAGGACCCGGGACAAGCCCCGUACGAGCUCGUCCCACCAUACCCGGCACGGCAAUCUGCAGCGAUGGAAGCACUGUCUAGUCAGUUUGGUGUUCCACAAUAUUUCCCAGCAAAUGAACCGACGGCCACAGGGGUUCCGGCCAUGGGUCCGCCCUACCUGUCAUCGCAGCUCCCUUUGUCCGCUUAUAACCAAGCCAGCGCCAUUGGACGCUCGAGCGCUCCGCACGUCUUUCCCGCAGCUAUGGCCGAACUGACUCCAGUGGGAGCGUCUGGACGUUUGGAGCAGCCUCCGUCGCCGUCGCAGCAACAACAGCAGCAACAACAACACCUACAAACACCGUCCCGGGUGGGGUCCGAGUCGACUGGCCUGAAGGAAGCGUAUGCUCAAUUCCAACGAGCAUUACGAGAGACAUUCGAUAGUACGCGCGCCGGCCGAUUGGUAGAAGCUAGUAGAUCACUCUUGGAAAUCUCCGAGUGGCUUGUGACCAAUGCGCGGGAGCUCGGUAUCCUUCGGGACGAUCAAAUGCUACAUGCGGAUCGACUACAACUUUGGAAUGAUUUCAAUAUUUGUUGGCUAGCGGUAUGCCAGAAGCAGAAAGAUUUGGCUCAGGAACUGCUGCAAACCGGUCGUCAGCCGCCCCAAACUAGUCUUCUUAGUGGCGACGCGAUGGACAAUAUGGGUAAGGAGCUGAUCCAGCUCUGCGAUCGUAUGGAGCCCCAUGGGCUAGUUGAUUACCAAAUGGGGAUUUGGGAGGAGGAGAUUCUUUCCAUCAUGGACCAAUGUCUGGAUAUUGUCGAAGGCCGACCGGACGUCUUUCGCUCUCUAACCGCUUCGCGAUGACGGGCAUUGGCCAAUAAUCCUAACCUGGGGGUGCGCAUAACCGGGUUGGAUGCUGGACGCCUAGCGCAGACUCGGCUGGAUCGUACUUUUGUGAUGGUGGCGGGCUUAGGGCCCCUAACGCAGGGACUAGUUUAGUCUAGUGGAUGGGAGCAAAGCCAACCCGACGCCCAGCGCGG
Messenger RNA from Aspergillus neoniger CBS 115656, 1439 nucleotides. RefSeq lists its product as uncharacterized. The record is from RefSeq and is a predicted model, not a curated record. The transcript has 3 exons. NCBI's taxonomy places the organism in Eukaryota, Fungi, Ascomycota, Eurotiomycetes, Eurotiales, Aspergillaceae. The annotation marks the transcript as partial.